Molecule: messenger RNA, 1122 nt
Organism: Heterostelium album PN500
Lineage: Eukaryota; Evosea; Eumycetozoa; Acytosteliales; Acytosteliaceae
Product: FNIP repeat-containing protein
Exons: 4
Coding region: 1-1122 (373 amino acids)
Source: RefSeq, a predicted model, not a curated record
AUGUUAGAUAACAAGUACAAUAAAAGUAUUUUAGAUUUACCAUAUCAUAUAUUGAAAGAUAGAAUAUUUCACGUAGAGAAUGAAUUAGAGAUUCUAGAUGGCAUCUGUUUCAGUCUGACUUGUAAGCGAUUCUAUAUGAACAGAGAUCGCUACUUGGUGUUCAACUACAAGUACUAUCCACUAAAAUUCAUCGAAAGAGUGAGAGAUACCGCCUCUAUGAAAUCGUAUUCACAUCAAUACCAACAGAUGAUCGAUUCAAGACUAUCGGACAGUCAAUGUCAGAGAAUGAUCUUGUUUAGAGAGAAACAAGAAGUUAGUGCAGAUAUCUUUUCGACCUAUGAUUAUAUAGAGUAUUAUGAUGAGAAUAGUGAAGUAGCUAUACCACCAAACGUUCAUCUACCGGAUUCAGUUACAACUCUAACGUUUAUGAUGUACGAUUUGAAUGGUCAGACUAUCGAACCCAACACAUUCCCACCAGCAGUCAAAGAACUGGAUUUAUCGAAUCUGACCAACUACAAAUUGACCGUCGGAAGUAUACCGUCUGGCGUUUUAGAAUUGAAUCUCGGAAAAUAUCACCAUGUAUUAGAAGAGGGAAUCGUUCCACACGGUGUAAAGCGACUGACUAUUGCAAGCGAUCAUAGAAAUGGCAAACCAUUGGUAGCUGGCUCCAUUCCAGAUUCAGUUGAGAUACUACACUACUCGAAUGCCUGCAAGAUCGAACCAAACAUGCUGCCGGAAUCCAUUGAGAUUCUCUACUUGGGUUUCUUGUAUAAACAUCAGUUGGAACACGAAGUGCUGCCACCGCGCUUGAAGAAAUUCGUUUGGAACAGUCCGAUCAAUGUCGAUCUCGAGGAGAAUAUUCUACCACCGACCAUUUCGCAUUUCAAUGUAAAGAAAUCGGUUUUAUAUCCAGAAGCAAUCAUGCCUUCGGAAACCGUUGAAACCAGAUUGGAAAUUCAUUUGGAUCUAUCUUAUUUUAAAAAUAAUUCACUCGACGACAUACCAUUGGCGGUACAGAAGUUUUUAGUCAAUACAUUUACAGCUCGCAGAAUCAAUGAUAAUACAUUCCUUUGUCUUAACCGUGGAAGAGGUGGAUUUACAAGUGACAUUCUCACUAAAUAA